Molecule: messenger RNA, 1341 nt
Organism: Protopterus annectens (West African lungfish)
Lineage: Eukaryota; Metazoa; Chordata; Ceratodontiformes; Protopteridae
Product: retinal homeobox protein Rx1-like
Exons: 4
Coding region: 243-1235 (330 amino acids)
Biological process (GO): positive regulation of transcription by RNA polymerase II
Molecular function (GO): RNA polymerase II cis-regulatory region sequence-specific DNA binding; DNA-binding transcription factor activity, RNA polymerase II-specific
Source: RefSeq, a predicted model, not a curated record
UCGAAGUUUAGCUACCAAGAGUCUACAAUCCUUCCAGUGUUUCUACUUAUUUUAGUAUUGUUUGGUAGUACCUCUCAUUGGAUCUCCUCACUGGACAUAACAGCAAAAAUAUAAACAAACGGGGGCUUUCCAGACAGGCAAGUUAGAAAACAUUGAAAUUCCAUACUUCAUUAGAAGGAGGCAUCAACUUGGUGAUAACUAUACUGAGCACCGAAAACAACUUUUUUCUGCUUCAGAGCUGAAUGCAUUUGUCGGUAGAUGCAAUGGAUAUGGUAAAUGAUGACUGCAUUUCUCCUGGGAAUUUUCAUGAAAUGGCAAAGAGUACAGGGGGUGUGCCUGGGCGUGUACAUAGUAUAGAUGUGAUCCUGGGAUUCAGCAAAGAUCAGGAUCCACUCCUUAACCCAGUACCUGUGCUAAACCAUCUGACCAAUAAAAGUGGAACAGAAAGUCUCAUUGAGAGCAGCAAAUUAGAGGUAUCCCACUCUUAUACCCACCUCCCAUCCUUAAGGAACAGCCUGGAGCAACCGACAUUUCAUGAUUCUACCAUCUUUUUAACCAAAUGUGAUGGAGACCAGGGUAAAUUAGGAAAGAAUAUGGAAAAUGACCCCAAAACUCCUGAGGACACUGAGGAAGAUGAGCAUCCUAAGAAGAAGCACAGGAGGAACCGAACAACUUUCACCACCUACCAACUUCAUGAGCUGGAGCGUGCGUUUGAAAAGUCUCAUUAUCCAGAUGUCUACAGCAGGGAAGAGCUGGCCAUGAAAGUGAAUCUACCUGAGGUCCGUGUCCAGGUCUGGUUUCAGAAUAGGAGAGCCAAAUGGAGAAGGCAGGAGAAGAUGGAAGCCAGUACAAUGAAACUACAAGAUGCCCCAGUGCUUUCUUUCAACAGGCCACCAAUGCCAACCAGUGUUGCACCUAUGACAAAUGCCUUGCCAUUGGACCCAUGGCUUUCAUCACCUAUUUCUGGUGCCACAGCAGUACAUAGCAUUCCAGGUUUCAUGGGCCCUACCCAGGGACUUCAGUCUGGUUAUCCUACCCACUCAUUUCUCAACACUGCACCCCCUAUGCCCCAGGCCAUGCAGUCAAUGGCCCCGACGGCUUACCCUUGUGCCACCACAUUCGUUGACAAGUACCCACUCGAAGAGGUGGAUCAAAGAAGCACUAGCAUUGCCUCAUUAAGAAUGAAAGCCAAGGAGCACAUUCAGUCAAUUGACAAAACAUGGCAGCCCAUGUGACACAGUGUUACAGACAUCAGUGGGUUAAUAACUGCUUCACUUCAUAACUUUUUGUUGACUUAAAAUAUCAUAUGAUAUUGUGUGAAGCAUGUGAAAAAAACAUGUA